UCUACUUCAGUCAAUCCUCUUUGGUCACCUGUUUGACACAUCGCGUCGGCAGUGUUGAAACAAUAAUUCCUCAAGUACUCUAAUUUCGUCGAUUCCUGUCCGUAAAAUUUCGGGUUUCAACAAAAUAAUCAGUUUUCAAGUCGUACACCAGUUAUUCUACGGAAUUGAUAUUCCGGUGUUGAGGCAGGAGUGAUAACCCGGGGCAGGAGGUCACCAGCUGUUUCCCUGAUUUUAUCUCUCAAUACUCCAUUGAUCCCAGAAUAAUUUGAGGGGAUUAUUUUAUCCCAUAUGUACCUGGUAAUGAGGAAAGUGCGAGGAAUUUGCGACGAUUGAUUGAUCUGGAGCAGAUGCAGAAGGCAGCGAAUCAACUGUUGCAAUCAGUAUCCUAAUGACGUUUCACUGCGAAAGAUGACGCACUAUCGAGCCUACGGAAUCUCCAAUAUUUUUUUUUUAUUCACUUGUGUCACCUGCGUCUGCGGAGAUCUCCAGGAUUUCUUCGAGCUCCAGCAAAGGAGAGCCCAUGCGCCUUUGAAUUUCGGUAAGACAGAGGAGAAGAUCCAACAGGUACAAGAUGAUCAUGGUUGGAAUGAGGAAAGUGUGAGGGGACUCGUUGGUAGUCAGCCGGCGCUCCCCAGGAAGUGGAACAUUUCAUACACUUUUGAUCCAAACAUAAAAUGGGAGAAAAACUGGACGUCAUCUUCAGAGUUGGGCCAGCUGUCUGCAGUGGACAUAGACCCGUCUGGCAAUGUAGCGAUAUUCUGCAGAAGAUCUCGCAUCUGGGGACAGGACACCUUCACGAUGGACAACAAAUUCGACCCUCGUAAAGGCCCGAUCCCCGAAAACGUGAUAAUUCUCCUGAACAAGGAGGGAAAAAAGAUCUUGGAGUGGGGUAGCAACACAUUUUACCUACCCCAUGGUUUAACAAUCGACUGGGAGGGAAACUACUGGCUGACAGACGUGGCAAUGCACAUGGUGAUGAAGUUCUCAGUUUCCUCAAUAAAAUCAAAUAUUCCCACUUUGAAGAAGGCUGAGGGUUCGUCAGCACGAGAGACUGAAAUCGAUCUGAACAAUCUCUUCAGGGACUCUAUCGUCAAGCCAGUGCUAGCCCUGGGGGAUCCCUUCCAGCCUGGAAACGAUGAUCAGAGAUUCUGCAAGCCAACAGCGGUGGCAGUAAUGAGGAAUGGGGACUUCUUCGUGAGCGAUGGCUACUGCAAUUCCAGGAUUGUAAAAUUCAACUCCAAGGGAGAGAGAAUAUCACAAUUCGGGAAGUUCUUUUCCCCUGGGCUCCACCAGCAGCCCUCACCGUACGUCCUGUCCGUUCCUCAUGCUCUAGCACUUGCUGAGGAGCUUGGACUCCUCUACGUUGCCGACAGGGAGAAUGGUAGAAUUCUCGCUUUUCAUGCGCUGAAUGGCACCUACCACAGAGAAUACAGGCAUCCAGCUAUUGGCGACAAAAUUUACAGCGUUGCUUAUGCCCAGGGAAGGAUUUAUGCUAUUAAUGGACCCGUUUUUUCUCAAAGCUUUCAUGUGAGGGGCUUCAGUAUCGAUAUUCACUCUGGAGAGAUCAUCUCCCAGUUUGGACCUGAUGAGGACAUGAAAACACCUCAUGAUCUUGCCGUUAGUAAGGAUUCCAGUCAGAUUUAUGUCGUCGAGCUCGACGAUCAUGUUGUCUACAAAUUUUUACAGGCUGAAGUAUCUCCAACCUCUGGAGCCUCAACCGAGGGAAUACUCCUGAAACACGGAUCUGAGCUCUUGACGAGCCCAGGAUUCGGGCAAGAACCAAAGAAAAUGGGAACAGCAACGUUAGCCCUCGUCUCAGUGAUCACUUCCAUCAUCGUCAUCGGUCUGUGCAUUGCAGUCGCUGCUCUGUUCGCCAGAUGCCAGAAGAGAGGAUGCUUAUUAUCAGUGCGUAGAAAAUCCUACUGGGAGAGUGAUCGAAAAGAAAACUUCAAGCUAUCGAGAGUGUUGGAACCACGACAGGGUAAAAAGGGCUUUCGUUUAUUCGAUAAACGCCCCAAUACCAAGGACUUUAGUAAAUUAAAUACCGAACCUGAGACCUCCGAAGACGAGCGCGGAGAGGACAGCCUCAUUAUUUAACCAAAAACCAAAGUGAAGAGAAUAAUAUUCAAUUAAUCUCUCGAUAAAAUUUUCCUCUUCGUUUUAUCAUUAUUUCUGCUUGAAUUGUUGCGUGAUCUUUACUUAUUCCAGUGAAUUUAUUUAUUUGUGUUGCAUGAGAAAUUACCACAUGAAAUUACCACAUGAAAUUAAUGAAAAUUGUCAUGCUAUUUUUUAAAACCAAAACAUUCGUAAGAAUUAAAAUGCACUCAUUAAAACAACAAAAACAAAUCGACAUCCCAGUUCACCUCUGAGCAAUUAUUAUUACAUGUCAUUAAUAAUGAAUGAAUGAUGAAAAAAAUAGGAAAAACCAGCGAUAUUUACUCCAUCAGACGAAACUUAAUGGACCACCAGACGAGAUUUGCAAUACAUAUCGAAUGAAUUUGAAGUGUUUAAUCAGUAUUAAUUGUGGUAAUUAAAACCCCAAAAAUACAUUCCAUCAAAAAAAUGUGAAUGUCCGAGGAUCUUUGUGUUGCUUGACGUAAAAAAUAUGCAUUCAUCCGAAACUGUAUAUUUUCAAUAAAAAAAAAAUCAAUGUUAGCACGAGUGCAAUGUUAAUUACCAGACGAUACUGAGACUAGUCAUCGAUUUUUAAUUCAUUUACCUUCUUUCAUAGUAGUGGGGGGAUAUUGGGAAGAGGUCAGUGUGUGCAAAUUGACAUUAUACACCGUAAAAAGGGGAUAAGAGAGGGCAUGAAAGGCACAUGAACGGCCAGUACGAGGUGCUUGCCAAGAUAACUAAUGCAAAAUGGUGUUAAGUGACUCAAUGAUUACCCCAUUAUGUAUCUCUGGAUAAUAAUAAAUGCUCACAGCGGCUUAAACGUUGAUUACAAAGUCAUUUAGUGAAUGGUCUUGCGUUAUUUGGAUAAAUUUUAAUCAUGUAUUUGGCAUUUCU
Messenger RNA from Fopius arisanus, 3009 nucleotides. Its product is annotated as peptidyl-alpha-hydroxyglycine alpha-amidating lyase 1. The transcript has 4 exons. The coding region runs from base 409 to 2097 and encodes 562 amino acids. Gene Ontology annotation, cellular component: membrane; extracellular region. Gene Ontology annotation, molecular function: protein binding; catalytic activity. The record is from RefSeq and is a predicted model, not a curated record. NCBI's taxonomy places the organism in Eukaryota, Metazoa, Arthropoda, Insecta, Hymenoptera, Braconidae. Gene Ontology annotation, biological process: peptide metabolic process.